Molecule: messenger RNA, 1116 nt
Organism: Amyelois transitella
Lineage: Eukaryota; Metazoa; Arthropoda; Insecta; Lepidoptera; Pyralidae
Gene: Arl5
Product: ADP-ribosylation factor-like protein 5B
Exons: 5
Coding region: 373-912 (179 amino acids)
Biological process (GO): intracellular protein transport; vesicle-mediated transport; protein localization to Golgi membrane
Cellular component (GO): trans-Golgi network; cytoplasm
Molecular function (GO): GTP binding; GTPase activity
Source: RefSeq, a predicted model, not a curated record
CUUCUUCAUUGGGUAGGUAGUACGUCCGUGCGCAUACCGUACUCUACGUCAUUCGAUUCUGACAUUCACUUGCCCAGUUGCCUUGCCUUGUUGCUAGAUUGGCUGUGCUGUCUUGUUGUUUGUUUCAAGAAAAUGAUAUAUUCAAUAAUUUUAAGAUUAGAUUGACGCAACAGCGUACCAUAUUUUAAUAAGAUUAGUGACAUAAAAUGCAGUGAUAGUUAAUGUCAAAAUCAUUAAUAUUUUUAUUUCAAAGUGGAACGAACAUGAUAAUGCCUCUAGAGUAUUUUACUAGAUCACUAUAAAUGGGUCUCGAGAACAAGUGGUUUACAUAUUUUGCCUUUGUCAAUUUGGCUUUAUACUCGAAGAUACAAUAUGGGUUUACUAAUAUCCAAAAUUUGGAGCCUGUUUGGCAAUGAAGAACAUAAGCUUGUCCUGGUCGGGCUGGACAAUGCGGGGAAGACAACAAUUCUAUACCAGCUACUCCUGGGCGAAGCGGUGCACACACGACCCACCAUCGGAUCAAACGUGGAGGAGGUUGUCUGGAAGAACUUACGCUUUGUAAUGUGGGACCUUGGUGGACAACAGAGCUUGCGGUCCGCGUGGAACACUUAUUAUACAAAUAGUGAGUUCGUGAUAAUGGUGAUUGAUUCGACGGAUAGACAGCGGCUGUCUAUCAGUAGAGAGGAGCUGCACCGCAUGCUGACUCACGAGGAACUCAGCCGGGCGUGUUUACUGGUCUUCGCCAACAAACAGGACGUGAAAGGUUCAAUGACGGCGGCCGAGAUUUCGGAGCAGCUUGACCUGACCUCGAUAAAGCAGCACCCGUGGCACAUACAGGCGUGUUGCGCACUGACCGGCGAAGGUUUGCACUUGGGUCUGGAGUGGAUCGCGAGUCGGAUAAAGAAGAAAUGACGAAGCGUCCCCGACUGCCAAACUAGGUCAGGUCUCCUUGUUACAUUAUGUCUACAAUGAAUAUAUUUUAAUAAAUAAAUAAUUUAAAUCUAAUGUUUAAACGCAAUUAAAAUUCAGACUAAUAAUUUUUCUAUAUAUUCUAAAAUGUACACAAGAGUUUACGAUGUUCAGAUUGAUGGGAUAUAAAUAAAACAUGUUCAUAUA